Pollicipes pollicipes is the source of this 1881-nucleotide messenger RNA. RefSeq names its product WD repeat-containing protein 7. Gene Ontology annotation, cellular component: cytoplasm. The transcript is spliced from 14 exons. Bases 1 to 1848 code for a protein of 615 amino acids. The record is from RefSeq and is a predicted model, not a curated record. NCBI's taxonomy places the organism in Eukaryota, Metazoa, Arthropoda, Thecostraca, Pollicipedomorpha, Pollicipedidae. Gene Ontology annotation, molecular function: protein binding.
AUGGAAGACUCGGAUGGCGACGUGGAGGGCCGCGGCAAGGUGCAGCUUGGCCAGACGGACAACCAGACCAUGGAGAUCUGCCAGAUGCUGCUGUCGCUGGUGCACGCCUGGGGUGUCGACGCCGAGAUCGACCGGCUGUGCGAGACCAAGCUGGGCAUGUUGCGGCCCAAGCACCCCGUCUGCUACGGCCUCAUCAGCAAGCACGGGUUUGUGUCGCUGCUGCUGCCGACGUUCCUCGGCGGUCCCGGCUCGGCGGCGAUGGCGGCGCCGCUGGCCGAGCGUACCGUCACCUUCACGCGCCGCACGCACUGGGAGCUGAGCAGCGCGCUCACCACCACCCACCUGCUGUCCGUCAUCGCGCUGGCCGACACGCUCAUGUCGAUGAACAACACCAGCUUCGUGCCCGAGCCGGAGCGGCGCAAGCGGCUGCAAAAGCAACUGACGAGAUCGCAUAGUCAGACGAACCAGACGCUCGGAAAGUCACAGGACGGCCUGCUGGAGCUGCAGGCCAACUUCUGGGCGCAAGUUCGAGAGGGCUGGAGCAAGAUCGCGACACUACACUGCGUCCAGUUCCCUGAGCGCAUGGAGUCUUCAGGUGUAGCGCUCAAGAAGCCGCUCGUGGAAAUUUUGGCCAGGAGGUGGCAGGACCGAUGCAUUGAGAUCCGGCAGGCGGCGCAGGCCCUGCUCCUGGCGGAGCUGCACCGCCUCUCGCCGCGCAACCUGAAGGCGCUGGUCGACUGGUGGGCGCCGCUGCUGCCGUCGUACGCCGACCAGCCGUCGGUGGUGCCGCCGCAGCACGCUCCCGACGAGCACGAGCCCGCCGACGGCGAGCCCGACGACUACGUCGAGGACCAGAUGGAGGGUGAGGCUCGGCUCUGCCCCGCCACGGCCAUCAUCCUGCUGGGCGUGAUCGGCGCCGAGUUCGGCCAGGAGGUGUCCGGCGGUCGGGCGCACGGCGUCGAGGGCUUCGGCCUGGGCCCGCUGGCGCUGCACACCAGCCAGGCGCUGGCGCACCUGCUCCAGUGGGAGCCGCACAUCGACGCUUCGCGGGUGCUGCUGGCCAUGCUGGAGCUCUGCUGCGAGGCUGACAGCAUGGCGCCGAGCAUGAGCUACGGCCUGCCGCUGGCGGCGGCGGCCGACACGGCGCGGACGGCGCGCCACGCUGUCGCCCUCAUCGCCACCGCCCGGCCGCAGGUGUUCGUCACCACCAUGGCGCGAGAGGUGGCACGCUACAACAGUCUGCAGCAGAACGCGCAGUCUCUGAACGUGGUGGUGCACCACUCGGUGCUGAUGCGCGCCAAGCCGGAGAUCCUGCGGGUCGUCCAGCUGCUCAUCGAGAAGAACCACAUGGAGCUGGUCCGGUUCCUGAUCGAGCUGACGGACAUCCUGCUGCACUGCCUGGACCCGGGCCACCUGCGCCAGCGCGCGCUGCACGAGGUGUUCCCGGCCGUGGCGCGCUUCAACCAGAUCACGCACUGCACCAGCAGCCGGCGCGUGGCGGUCGGCACCGCCACCGGCACGCUGGCCAUCUACGACCUGCGCCAGACGAACAAGACUCAGCAACUGCACGCGCAUACCAAGGCCAUCACGGCCUGCGCCUUCUCCCCCGACGGCAAGUUCUUGGCCUCGUACUCCGUCGGCGAGAAUAAAAUCUCCUUCUGGCAGACGUCAGCGGGCAUGUUCGGGCUGGGCCACGCGCAGACGCGCUGCGUCAAGACGUACAGCACGCCGCCGCUGCCGGAGAUAGUGCGUCUGAACCCGCCGCGCCAGCCCAAGCUGGUCUGGGUCGGCAGCAAGACGGUGACGGCGCUGCUGGCCGACGGCACCGAGCAGCGCUACAACGUCUGAGGGCCGGGCUGCGACGGCGGCGGCGGCGGCGGC